Messenger RNA from Durusdinium trenchii, 1837 nucleotides. Lineage: Eukaryota; Dinophyceae; Suessiales; Symbiodiniaceae. The record is from the annotation of a GenBank genome assembly.
AUGUCGGGCACCAGGAUCAGCCUCUCGGGGGUUCGUGGGAAGAACGGCGCGACCGGGACACUGCUGAGCAGCUUCGGAGAUGGCAAAUGGAAGGUGGAGCUGGACCAUGAUCUGGGCAGUGCGAUCGUCCAUGAGAGCAACCUCCAGCUGCUGAGAGAUCUGGAGGGCCCGGUCGACCAGCGAACCAAGGAUGAGCGCACGGCCUUGCGCCGGGCCAAGAUCCAAGAGAAACGGAGCCAGCUGCUGGAGAAGAAGGCCGCCAAGGGUCAAGCCUUGGAGGAGAAGGUGGCCACCAAGCAGCGACGCAGGACCUACUACAUCGCUGGGAGCUGGAAUAGCUGGCAGCCCGAAGAAAUGACCUGGAGUGAGGAGCAAAACUUCUUCUCCAGCACCAUCAAGGUUGCAGGACCCGAGGCUUUUCAAGUCUAUUUGGACCCGAACGGCCACUCGUGCUUGCACAGCGGCGACGUUCCGCAGCGAUGCCCUCAGGGGGGGGUCCUAGUGCAGGGCCCUGACCCCAAAUGGAGGUGUGAAGGAUUUAACUUCAAGAUGGCCAAGAUCGAAGAAGGUGGACUUUACCACGUGAGGCUGCUGUUGGAUGUGAAAGGCUUCGCCAAGAAGAUCUUCGGAUCUCGCCUUCCCAGCUCUCACGGUCACCCGGAACUCCCCCGUUACCCCGGGCUCUCCAUGUCUAAACGACCGGAGUUCACGCCCGCGACCGAACGCGAAGAGGAGAAGUUCCGCCGUUUGGCCCGGUGCGGCCCUUCAGCGACUUCAGCGACUGAAGAGCGGUUGGUGGUCGACGCAGGAAGCAGAUGCCGGCAACGAGACCUGCUGCAGGACCUGAUGGCGAAAGCACCUGUCCAGAGGUCGGGCAUCAUUCGAGCCAGCUCGCUGCAAGACGCCGCCGCCCAACGUCACAACAUCUACAGAGCUGUGGAGAUGGAAGCUGAGGAUCAGGAACGGACCUUGGAAUUCCUGACUCGAGAGGGGCGGGGCUCACAACGCUCAAAGACCUUGGUCGAAGGCGAUGCCUGGCCCCUCAGGGAUCAAGUGAAUCAAGGGCGCAGGGCGACCAGCAUUGGUGGACCGGCGCACGAGCUCCGCAGCUCCAGCAUCGAUUCCCCGUGGUGGGCGGCUGGCACCUCGCCUAGCUCAAGACUGCAGGGCCGAUAUCACAUGAUGAAUACGCGGAGCAGCGCCGCCUCCGAGCGCAAUCCCAGUGAUAUCAUGUACGGCUCCCGUACUUCCAGGCUUACCAUAAGCCCUGCUCCCACGGAGCUGCGCCGACAAGCCAGUCCUGCCCCAGAGAUCCCAUCCUUGGGUCGAGGCAGCAGAGGUGUUCUUCGAAGCUCUGUGGCGCCCACAGCUCUUGAAGAAAGUCCAGGCGAGGACGCCUUUCCGGACGACGCAGCGGCAGCUGGACACCGUCCGUGUUGCCCCAGGCCGGUCCAGAGGGCCUCGCUCCAGAACUGCGAGGGAGUGGGCGCCUCACCGGGCGCCCGCUCGGAGAAGGAGUUGUUGACCUUCUGGGGACGAAGCGACAGUAUUAGUGACGAGCGGCUGCCAAUGAUGCUGGCCGCCACGUCGCCCGCGGGAUACGCGGCAGACCAGCUCGAGGCGAUCGAGUUGGAGCCGGAUUUCUAUGCACUCUCCCUGUCACCCCAGGCGUCCUGUUGGGCAGCCUUUUGUGCGCCCAUCAUUUCAGCCAUUGCCCAGCUGGCAGUGCUGUACUUCUUAGCCUUCCAGAACGAGAACAUGUUCGAGGGCGGCAAGUGGAAGCAACCGAUUUCACCUUACGGGAGCCGCGAGAGGGAGGGAACGACGCGGCGAGGAG